Adelges cooleyi (spruce gall adelgid) is the source of this 1151-nucleotide messenger RNA. Its product is annotated as guanine nucleotide-binding protein subunit beta-like protein. The record is from RefSeq and is a predicted model, not a curated record. Gene Ontology annotation, biological process: positive regulation of protein phosphorylation; rescue of stalled cytosolic ribosome. Gene Ontology annotation, molecular function: translation regulator activity; ribosome binding; protein kinase C binding. The transcript is spliced from 6 exons. Gene Ontology annotation, cellular component: nucleus; cytosol. Lineage: Eukaryota; Metazoa; Arthropoda; Insecta; Hemiptera; Adelgidae. The coding region runs from base 130 to 1089 and encodes 319 amino acids.
CGGCGUUUGUAGACCACGAUAUUCACACAUCACUCGUGUCCAAUUCUUUUUACCUCUGUCGUGCAUGCACAUAUGAGCAUUAGGUGUUCGUAAUAUUUUGGUUAUUUCGUUCGGACAUUACAUUAGAAAAUGGCCGAAACUAUGCAAUUGCGAGGUACCCUUCGUGGUCACAACGGAUGGGUUACGCAGAUCGCCACCAAUCCGAUUCACACUGACAUGAUAUUGUCUUGUUCACGAGACAAAACAUUGAUUGUUUGGGACUUGACACGUGACGAACUGAACUACGGCAUUCCCAAGAAGCGUUUGUAUGGUCAUUCUCAUUUCGUCAGCGACGUUGUACUCUCUUCCGAUGGAAACUACGCUCUUUCGGGUUCGUGGGACAAGACUCUACGUCUAUGGGAUUUAGCUGCAGGGCGCACGACUCGUCGAUUCGAAGAUCACACCAAGGAUGUCUUGAGUGUCGCUUUCUCAGCUGAUAACCGUCAAAUUGUUUCUGGAAGUCGGGACAAAACCAUUAAGUUGUGGAACACGUUGGCUGAAUGUAAAUACACAAUUCAGGAUGAUGGUCACAGUGAUUGGGUUUCAUGUGUACGUUUCUCUCCCAAUAUCCAUAACCCUAUUAUUGUCAGUGCUGGUUGGGACAAAGUAGUCAAAGUAUGGAAUUUGACUAACUGCCGCAUUAAGACUAACCAUUAUGGACACACAGGUUACCUUAACACAGUCACUGUAUCUCCAGACGGUUCAUUGUGUGCUUCAGGAGGAAAAGACUGCAAGGCUAUGCUGUGGGAUUUGAACGAUGGCAAACACUUGCAUACGCUUGACCACAAUGAUAUUAUCGAAGCUCUAUGCUUUAGCCCGAAUCGUUAUUGGCUAUGUGCUGCAUUUGGACCAUCAAUAAAGAUUUGGGAUUUGGAAAGCAAAGAAAUGGUUGAAGAACUGCGGCCUGAAGUUGUAUCACAAUCACAAAACAGCAAUACUGAACCACCUAAAUGCCUUUCACUUGCAUGGUCGACUGAUGGACAGACUUUGUUUGCUGGAUAUUCAGAUAACAAUAUCAGAGUUUGGCAAGUGUCUGUUAGUGCACGUUAAUGUCUCAUUUAACAUUGAUGUAAUAUAUUAACAAUUUAUAUUACAUUUUUUUUGUUUGAUGA